Messenger RNA from Lichtheimia ornata, 828 nucleotides. RefSeq lists its product as uncharacterized. Gene Ontology annotation, biological process: regulation of G protein-coupled receptor signaling pathway. The transcript has 4 exons. Lineage: Eukaryota; Fungi; Mucoromycota; Mucoromycetes; Mucorales; Lichtheimiaceae. The coding region runs from base 1 to 828 and encodes 275 amino acids. The record is from RefSeq and is a predicted model, not a curated record.
AUGGAAGAUCCUCUACUGGCCCAGUUUCAAAAAGAAGUGCAACAAGAUGACAGACUCUCGGACCGUGAUACAGGCUCUGAUUCGGGUGAAGAGGAAGCUCAUGUCGAGGCAGUAGCAGCGUCAUCGUUUCCAACUCGACAAGAAGGACCCCAAACAGGACCCAAAGGUGUACUUGCUGAUCAUGCCUACUUUCAAAAGACACAACGUGAAGCCCAAGCGCAGCAAAUAGCUGAAUACAAUGCACGCAUGCUUGCUAAGGCACCUACCACCACCACCUACUUGCAAGAUGAAGCCGCAAAGGAGUUUGUGAUCCAGCACAAUGAAGAGGAAGAUGAUGAUGAUGCCGCCAUUCGACGUUAUCGAGAGAAACGAUUGGAAGAACUCAAGCGCAGCAAUCAACGCCCUCCUCAUGAUCGCGUAUUUGGCCAAGUGAUUGACAUUACGAUUGACGAGUAUCCAUCCACCAUCGACAAUGAAAAUAAGCUCGUCUCCGUGGCUGUCCAUUUGUAUGAUGAAUCCAUUCCCGCCUGCAGGACAUUGGAUGAUUUUUGGCGUGAACUAGCACGGAAAUAUGCAUUUGCCAAGUUUGUACGUGUGUCAGCCCGUGAACUAGAUUUUGAUCUCGUAGGAUCACCUGCAGUAUUAGGUUACAAGAAUGGCAACUUGGUGGCUAACUUGGUACGGUUCGUGGAUAUGGUGGGCCCAGCAUUUACGGAAGAAGCUGUAGAGAAUGCGUUAUUAGCCAAUGGAGCAAUAACAAGAAACGACAUUUAUCGUGUGGAUGAAGGUCACAACAGCAACAGUGAGAACGAUGAUGAGGACGAUUAG